GAAGAAGUCAUUAUUUUCAAUAGAUACAUGACAGGUUGAAAUACAAGAAAAAGUUGAAAGAGAUAAGAUGUUGUAAAAGAGUGGUUCAUAAUGUUAAGGGUAUUCCUUUGAAGAGUAUAAAUAUUUGUGCUUCCCAACUCGAAGAAUCAGUUUGCCAAGAACUUUGUGAAGAUAGUUGCAAUAAGCCUUACUCAACGACAUCUGCAAAAAUAGAAUCAUGAACACUUUGCAAAUAACAUUCAUUAUGUUUGGUAUUGUUGGAUGUGCUCUAAGCAUUCCAACGCAACCACCUACUACAGUUAAGCCAAAGGAGCAAUCAGUGGACCCAUUUGUACCCCAUGCUACAUAUCUUAGUGCCAAUAGUUACGUAGACAAUGUUCCAUACGGCGUUGCUUACAACCCUCAACCUCCUCAAACCUAUAGCAAUGGAUAUUUCACCGGACUAAUGCCAUCAGCAAGGUCUUCACUGGAAGUCAUAGUAUGGUUAUUCACAAGAGUUGGUGCCGUUGUGUUAGGUUCGACAGCACUUUUUGUGUUAGGAGGUCUCUUCAACGCCUUAGUGUGCAGUAUGACUUCAUUCUGUAGCUACGAUUUCCAAGCUAUAAGUUCUCUAGACCAAGAGUCCGUCAGAGCCCUAAUAACCCCUGAGAAAAUCUCCACAGCGGCAGCUCUUGUUCAAGAUGCCAUUGGAAAAUACAACAGGCUGCAAAGAGAAAUUCGAAAUUAAGCAGCAGCAUAAAGUUUUCAUGAAGAAUUCAAGAUAGCAGCUCAAAACUGAUCAAGCAACAUUUAAUAGAGAAUAAAUCGAAGCAUCAUAAUAAAAAUGUUAUUAUAUUAGUUAAUACUUGUGAUAAAUUUUGCCAAUGAAGAUUUAUUGUUUUAAGAAAUAAUAGUUUUAAGAAUUUUUAAUUUGUGGAAUUAGGAAGAAUAAUAAAUAGAAAUAUUAAAAUAUUA
Messenger RNA from Coccinella septempunctata (seven-spotted ladybird), 954 nucleotides. RefSeq lists its product as uncharacterized. Bases 218 to 727 code for a protein of 169 amino acids. Lineage: Eukaryota; Metazoa; Arthropoda; Insecta; Coleoptera; Coccinellidae. The transcript is spliced from 3 exons. The record is from RefSeq and is a predicted model, not a curated record.